Saitoella complicata NRRL Y-17804 is the source of this 1117-nucleotide messenger RNA. Its product is annotated as kinase-like protein. The record is from RefSeq and is a predicted model, not a curated record. Bases 32 to 979 code for a protein of 315 amino acids. Gene Ontology annotation, biological process: protein phosphorylation. The transcript is spliced from 3 exons. Gene Ontology annotation, molecular function: protein kinase activity; ATP binding. NCBI's taxonomy places the organism in Eukaryota, Fungi, Ascomycota, Saitoellomycetes, Saitoellales, Saitoellaceae.
GGACGAGAAGGCAAAGUGGACAGCUCACUAAAUGGGUUUCCAAACCGACUCCCCCCCCUACACCCGCCACGAACUCGUCGGCAAAGGUGCCUCGGGCACAGUCUACAAAGGCAUUCACAACUCCACCCACCAAGCCGUCGCCAUCAAAGUCCUCAAUCUCGAUACACAAGUGGAUGAAGUCAAUGAUAUUCGACAGGAGGUACAGCUGUUGAAGGAGUUAACGGAGAAUGGGGAGGGUAGGAAUAUCAAUCGGUAUCAUGGGUGCUGGCUCGUUGGGACACGGUUGUGGAUUGUCAUGGAUUAUUGUUUCGGGGGGUCAAUACGGACGGUGCUCCAAAGCGGACCACUGCCAGAACUCCACAUCUCAAUCAUAACCCGCGAACUCCUCCACGCCCUCUCCUACAUCCACUCCCUCCCCCUCAUCCAUCGCGACCUAAAAUGCGCAAACAUCCUCCUCACCCACACCGGUUCCAUCCAACUCUGCGAUUUCGGCGUAGCCGCCCCACUUACUUCCUCACAAUCCAAGCGAUCAACGUUUGUGGGUACCCCGUAUUGGAUGGCACCGGAGGUUAUUAGGGAGGGUGAGUGGUAUGAUGUCAAAGCUGAUAUUUGGAGUGCGGGGGUUUGUGUGUAUGAGAUGGCGACGGGCAACCCGCCUUUUGCGGAUCAGGAACCGAUGAGGGCUGUGUUCCUCAUUCCGCGCUCCCCGCCAUCUCGACUCGAAGGUAACUUUUCCGCACAGAUUAAGGAGUUCGUGGCACUUUGCGUGAGUGAGAUCCCGGGCGAACGACCAAGUGCAGAAGAUCUCCUGAAAACAAAAUUCAUCAAAAAUUCUGCGAAGACGGGGACGGGGAUAUUGAAGGAGUUGAUUACGCGGUAUAAAAAGUGGGAGGCGAAGGGGGAAUUUUGGGUUCGAGGAGCCGGAGGAGGGGGCGGGUGGUGGUGGUGGUGCGGCGGGUUGGGAGUUCGAUACGGUUAAAUCCACACACACAAACACCAACACCGCACUCGAGUCACGAUUAGAACAGCGAUACCACGAACACCCCGACGAAGAAAUCGAAAUCGAAGAUGAUGGUGCGACGGUCCGGAUGGUACAGCAACAAAACCAGCCGUUGGU